Molecule: messenger RNA, 372 nt
Organism: Impatiens glandulifera
Lineage: Eukaryota; Viridiplantae; Streptophyta; Magnoliopsida; Ericales; Balsaminaceae
Product: glycine-rich protein 5-like
Exons: 1
Coding region: 1-372 (123 amino acids)
Source: RefSeq, a predicted model, not a curated record
AUGGUUAGACUCUUCAUAAGUGAUUUAGCUGCAGCUUGCGAAAGCAAAGGUUGUGCUGACUUAGCUUGGGUUUCGUCUCAUGGUGGCAUGUUCUUGACCCUUUUCAUGGUUUUACUAUCUCUUUCCAUCCUUUCUAUGGUUAUAUUUGCUUGUGGUAAGUCGAAUCAUCAUGGUAAGAGUGACGAAGCUAAAACACGAGGUAUUAGAAAUGGUGGUGGUGGUAACAGUACUUUUGUUGGUGGCGUUGUUGUUGGUGGCGAUGUCGUAGGUGAUGGUGGUUGUGGUGGCGGUGGUUGUUGUGGCAGUGCCGGUGGCUAUUGUGGUGGUUGUUGUGGUGGUGGAUGUGGUGGUGGUGGAUGUGGUGGUGGAUGA